CGGUUAUUCAACUUGUUUACAGUGUGCUGUGUAGCUACGCAACUACCUCCGCACUUAUGGAGUACUUGUGGCUCUUGUGGGUGGUAUGAUAUGCACCUGCGUUUGGUAGGUUCAGUUGCGUUGCACGGGUGGAGGCAACGGUAUCCCCAAAGCUUGAUUUCAUGUACACCGUAUGCAUUUAUCGGGUUCUGCGUUGGACUGUGCGAUCCUGCUGUGGGCAACUCUUUACCUCAUGUCUUUAGACCUGAUGGAUGCAGUGCGACAUGGGUUGUUGUGCAUGUGGAUGGUUGGUCUCGGUUUGUCUGCUUUUGGUUCGUUCCGUACCUCUCGUGUGCCAUAUGAUGUGGUUGUGCUUGGUUUGGCUGGGUUGGACAUUUCGGCGUAAUGGCUUUGAGACGCCAUCCGGUAUAUGUAUCGGGUAUAUGCUUGGGAGCUUGACAUGUCCUUCGGUUGAUUGAGCACUCCUUCGACCAUUUAAUGCUAUGUGGCUGGUGAGUGUAAAUGCUCUCUUGCUCGAU
Molecule: messenger RNA, 518 nt
Organism: Aspergillus welwitschiae
Lineage: Eukaryota; Fungi; Ascomycota; Eurotiomycetes; Eurotiales; Aspergillaceae
Exons: 1
Coding region: 91-342 (83 amino acids)
Source: RefSeq, a predicted model, not a curated record